ACGGGAGACGGGGCUGGCGGUCCGGGAGCUCGGUGCACGCUCCGCCGGGUGCUGUCGCGGAGCCUGGGGAUGUGAGGAGGAAGACAGAGGUGGUGGCCAAGGCAGAAGAUGGCCAAGGAAAGGAACCUCAAAAAGUCCUUUCAAGAAAGUCUUGAAGAAAUAAAGAAACGAAUGAAAGAGAAAAGGAAUAAAAACUUGGCAGAGAUUGGCAAACGAAAGUCUUUUGUAGUUGCACCAUGCCAAAUAAUCACCAACACUUCUACACUGCUAAAAAACUACCAAGACAACAACAAAAUGUUAGUUUUAGCUUUGGAAAAUGAAAAAUCCAAAGUGAGAGAAGCCCAAGACAUCAUCCUACAGCUGAGAAAAGAAUGUUACUUCCUCACAUACCAGUUAUAUGCAUUGAAAGAAAAACUUACUUCACAACAAACAGAAGAACCUGCUCAGAACCAUGAAGUAAGUUCUUCUGGAAUGAACUCCAGUGAUGACAACAACUCUGGGGAUUUAUUUGUGAAGGAUUUACCGCAAGCUCCUCUUCAGGAAGAUCACCUUCCAGAACAAGGGGAAUCAUUCCAAAUAGAAGAGCAAAUGCCUACUAUUCCUCAAGACAGGCUGGGAUUUGAUUUGGAUUCAGGUGAAGGUACAUCUACUGAUAAUAUCUUACCUAGAACUGUAUCUCUCCGUCGCAACUUAAAGAAACAUUUUAACAAUUUAGGCCAAUUCAACACCUUGGAUAAUUUUGAAAUCAGUCAUAUGUCAGAGCAGUCUUCUGGGUUAGAAACAAUUAGAUUUGUAGACCCAUUAGUAAACAUGCACAUAUCUGAAAAUGUAGAACAAAAUAUUUGUCAGUGGAACAAGGAUCAAAUUAACUUAUCACCAAAGCUGACUCACCCUGGAGGAUCUGCUAAAAGAAAAGAAAAUAUUUUAGAGUAUAAAUCUGAGCAAACUAAAAAUAAGCAUGGAGAUGCACAAAGAAGAAGAAGAGGAGAGAAAAGAAAAGCUAACAGAAGGAGAAAAUCAAAAUAUGUAUGUAAGUAUAAAGGAAUCACAAGUAAAAAUAGAAAACCUGUUUGCAAAAAAAAGGUGGAUGAUUUUAUCACUUCCAAUGAUGCUUACAACUUUAAUUUGGAAGAAGGUGUUCAUCCUUCUCCUUUCCGACAAAAAAUGAGCAAUGAUUCUAAAAGAGAAGAAGAUACCAAUGUAUCCGAAGUGAGCAGCUAUGAAUCAAGUAGUUCAGAAGAGGAUUCUGAUGACCUCUAUUUGCCCACUUGCAAGGACAGUCCAAGUCUCACCAGCCAAUCAGAUAGGAGCCCAACCACCAGGCCUCGAUCUACAAGAGCACUACGAUGUAGGGAUGAAAAAGAGAUGGAGAGUUCUCAGCCAACAAAAACUCCUACCAGUGCAGUACCUGAAACUCACCAGUCACCUCGUUUUAGCCUGAAGGAUAUCACCAAUGUCCCCUUGUAUGCUGAAGUGAAAAUUAGAAAACUUUCUCUUUCUCCACAACAGAAGAAAGAAAGCCCAGGAGGGUCUCUGCCUAAGCGUAGGUGCACAGUCAGUGUGAACUAUAAGGAACCCACACUCGCUUCGAAACUAAGAAGAGGAGACCCUUUUACAGAUUUGUGUUUCUUGAAUUCACCUGUUUUUAAGCAAAAAAAGGAUUCCAGACGCAGUUCUAAAAAGAAAAAAAAAGUAUGAAGCAAAUACAGUAAAGCAUUUGUUGGACAUGGUUUAAAUACAUCCCAAAGAGAAUAGAAAAAAUAAAUAACUAAAUUCAUCCCGCAGCCCUUUCUAUUGCUCCAAGAGAGAAUCUAUAAGAUAGCACACAAGUGGGGUGGACUGUGCCAUAGAAUAUUCUCUUAAUGGGACUUUAGGUCACAAAUGUUUUUUAAAAACUAUACUUCAAAUGUGAUCUUUUUGCUUAAGCCUUUAAUAGAUUUGGUUUAUUUUUUAUUGUAAAUAUAAACAACUGGACUGAAGCACUGUUAUAGUUAGAUUUCUUAUACUGCCUAACACCCAUAAUUUUAGUCAAAAUGUACCUUAUGCCAACAUUUUGGGAAUUAAUGAUUAUUCAAAUAACAUAUUGUAAUUAGAAGCUUCUGGCCCUUUUACUUUUCCCUUUAGUGGGGAUUAUGAGAAUGACUUUUGAAAACAGGCUGAGGAUCUUUUGAAACUCCUUAUAUAAUAUUUGAAUAAAGUAAAUUCUUGGUAUUCACAGUAGGGUAUACUCUAUUGUUUGUGUCUCCUUUAUACCAUUGUUGUAUUUAAUUUUUCAGAUAAAAUGUGCAUGAGUUCAUGACAUUAAUUUAAAGUAGAAAGAAGUGCAUGCCUUUGGAGAAAAUUGGUAUUAGAGUGAGGGACUAGUUAAGUAAUUAAUUGAACCCCAAGCUAAGCUCUGUAUAUAUAUUGUUCUAAGUGAUACCUCAACAGAAUCACAAAUUAUUAUGUCAUGGACUUUCAGGAUAGUUACUUAUUUAGUCAUCUCAAAUGUUAAAUGACUGAAUGCCAAGGAUUUGUUUAUAUUUUUGAUUAACCAAUGAGAGGGAAUUAGUUCAGUUCUGAAAGUUUGAAGCCACUGCUUGUAUAUACCUCUUUAAACUUUAAAGUACUGUAGAUUAUCGAUUUUUAAAGAGC
Messenger RNA from Myotis lucifugus (little brown bat), 2634 nucleotides. RefSeq names its product shugoshin 1 (gene SGO1). The record is from RefSeq and is a predicted model, not a curated record. NCBI's taxonomy places the organism in Eukaryota, Metazoa, Chordata, Mammalia, Chiroptera, Vespertilionidae. The coding region runs from base 109 to 1698 and encodes 529 amino acids. Gene Ontology annotation, biological process: meiotic chromosome segregation. Gene Ontology annotation, cellular component: chromosome, centromeric region; nucleus. The transcript has 8 exons.